AUGUACAUGCCACCAGAUAGAGUGAUUGUCACAGGGAACAUUGUAUGGCGUGGCUUUCAUUUCAGCUUGAUCGAAGGCAGUCGGAACUGGGUGCUAGCUUUCGCACCACAUAAGUGCAGUCAGUACAUGGAAUUGUCAUGCGGCGCCUGCGAGGAGAAAACAAAUCAGGAUCCGUGUCGUGCCGGGCGAAUAAGACGAAAUCCUACUAUCAUUAUCGAAGAUGAUUGUGAAGAUGCCCACGUUCGUGUUCCUCCGAACUUCGACCGGGUACCCGGACCCUCGGUAGAGGAGGAUGAGACGCGAAUUCAGAUGCUACAGAAGCGUGCGCCUGGACGCGCUUUGGCGAGAAAAAAUCAAUCGGCUCGCAUGUCCCCACUCUCAGAGCCCGAUGUAUGGCCACUGACGCGGGGAGAUGUGACCGGUUCUCCGGUGGCGUCCAGGGUGUUUCCGAGGAAAAAUGAGGAUAUGGGUACGGGUUUGCAGCUGUGCUUGGUCGCUUUUGCGUACUUGUGGAGUAGAGAUCUCGGAGGGAAGUGUAUGGAGACGAGUGACGUAGACUUUUCGUUCCGGUGGAGGAAGAUGACGACGAUGCUGAUGCAACUGGAGGCGCGGUGUUAUGAUGGGAACUAG
This is a messenger RNA of Desarmillaria tabescens, 630 nucleotides long. RefSeq lists its product as uncharacterized. The transcript has 5 exons. Lineage: Eukaryota; Fungi; Basidiomycota; Agaricomycetes; Agaricales; Physalacriaceae. The coding region runs from base 1 to 630 and encodes 209 amino acids. The record is from RefSeq and is a predicted model, not a curated record.